AUGGAGAGAGGUCCAGAGGCAAGUGACGUCAUAUCAAAUGAUAGGACACUCCAGUUUGAUGAUGAAAAUUUAAGAGGUGAGGCAAAAGUCAGAAAACGUGAUUAUAAAAUACAAUAAUGUCCACUGGUAGAGUGACAUUAGAGCAUUCAUUCAGGGUUAAUCUUUAGAUGAGAAUACUCAAGAUUGAAGGAGAACAUCUAACAGCAAAUAUUAGACAAAUUUUAUUUUAAAAAUUAAAAGAAUCACUAUAAGAAUUAUAAGUUGCUUAAUUACAGCAAUUGCAGAGGUUUACAAAAAUGAAGGUAAUGAUGAGUACAACAAGGGGAGUUUCAGCAACGCCAUUGACUACUACACAGACGGAAUUAAAGUGAACUGUAAGGAUAAAGAACUGAAUGCAAAACUACAUAGCAACAGGGCGGCAGCACAUUUAUAUUUGGGUAAGAUGGUGCAGUUGGUUGUUUUAAAUGUUUUACUAUUUCUUCUUGAAAUUAUUUUAGUGGUGAAGCUUAGUUUUGCUAAAGGACUAUCGGGCGAGCAAAAGCGCCCUCAGUUGUAUUUUCGGAGAGGGUGGUCAGCGGCACGUUAUUAACCGUAUAGCGAUGUUUUUGUAAAAUUUGUCCAUAUUCUUGGGAUGCCUUUUGUUGUACCCACUUAUAUGAAUGAUAUGUGAGCCGUAAAGGUCCUGGUGUUGAGUUUAAGGUCCAUCUGAUGUCCCUGUGGUAGUCGCUUAAAUUUCCAACCUCGUUCCCAGGGGCGCUCCCUAGGGACAUGUAGGAGGGAACCCUGGGAUGAGAUUGGUAAAUUUCCUAGGCAAAUAGAAUGAUGAUAACAUACGUCCGUAAUUCAGGUACGUCAGCAUGCGCAACUUUUCGAUUCGCCUUGCCCUCCGGAAAUCUAUCUACCAAUUAAAAAGCGAAAUGAAAGUAGAGCCUGAUCCCAGCUUAGUGCGGGACGAAUUUUCAGUAAUAAAAUAUUUGAUUGCAAAGUCCCUAAAUUCACAUAAGUCAGUUGUCUUGCUAGUUUGCCAUUCAUUUAGAUCUUUUUUGGAAACAAAGAGUUGUCACGAGAACCUGAGAUCAAUAAAACUCGUGCUAUCUAUUUCUUAGAUUGAUAAGCCUUUUAGUUUCAGUUCAAAGCGCGGGCUAAAUGUACAUAAUCUUGUUUUGGAACGAGAAAGAUAUAAUCUACGUGCAUGCUCUGUUCGAGCUGGAUGCAAAGAGCGGAUAAGAAUAGAAUAUUUUUCAAGAUUACGAGGAAAGCGCGCGGCCCACCCAACAUACCCUGAAAUCUGUCGAUGACAUUCUUCAAGACUGCAACGCAUCAAAGACUGGAAAGUUGAAGUUAUUGGCGAUGUCCUUAACUAGAGACUUAGCAUACUUGGCGAGCUCACUACAAGAGUUCACAUGUGUGUCUUGCUUAAAGUACAAGGCGAUGGAAUAGCUAAGGAAAUCGACAAAACGAGUGAUCUCAAAAGAGAAAAACAUCGAAUUUGUGGUAAGAUCUGGCAGCUCAAGCUGCGGCAACAAGUGUCAGUUCGUCGAAAAAAUCGAGUAGAUCUAGAAACAAAUCACUCAAACCGUGAAACUGCCGUAAUCGGCGAUCAAUAAACUUGGACUAAGUGAGUUUGAGGAAAAGAGCCUUUUUUAAAAUCACUUUUGCAUACCAACGACCUUAACAGGGAUUGAAUAACCGAGUGAAAAUAAGGCUUUCGUGCAGUCAUGACCGUUGAGCGUUGACACGUGCGUAUCUAAGCAGAGCAACAAAUUCAUUGUUGAUACUGGCAAUAAAAGGGCUGUCUUAUAUUCACGCACAAAUAUCCAUUUCUAGCCAAAAGGGACGCUUCUCUUAUCCCUCCCCUUCAGACGUUUUGACCAGGAUUGUACUUAGUUCAUGCUGCUGAUCUGUCAAGCACGAUACUAGGCUUAUCGGCUGCUUCUAGCCUCUGUCUUUGUUUGUUACAAAUGUUUCCUAUGCAUUAAAUCUUUCGAAGGGAAUUACACUGAAGCACUGAAUGAUGCAAAAAUUGCCGUCUCCUUACAACCAUCCUUUUUGAAAGCUUUUGGGCGAGGUAAGUCAAUUGUAGAUCCAUUGCAUAUAUUUCUUUCCUUACAUGAUAAUUGCUCAAUGCGAAGAUCAUAUUCACUUAAACAUCUUUAUCCGCAACUCCCAAGUAUACAGCUAUUUCGAGAAAGGUUGUCGGAUAAAGUGCACGCGAAAACCCCGAAAGGUAUUGUGGGUGGCUUUGAGUGCACUGUUUUUCAAAGAAAUUUGAAAGAAUGACAGGAGAGGCCAUGGACGUAUGUCUGCGAGUGCUAAAGGAAAGCAACAAAAGUAGGUUCGACAGCUACAGUGUCAGGAACAGUGUAUAGAACAUAUCCCAUAUUACCUUUCGGGAUUGUCGCGUGCACAUUUUUUCCGACAACCUUUCUCGAAAUAGCUGUAAAUUAUUUCAUAUGUUCAAAGUCAUUUUCAUUUCCACGAUUGGGUAUAUCAAGAAAUCUAAACUGGCCUUCUCUUCAGUUGGCUUGAUUAGCUCAAUAACAGUAGCGUUGCGUCCGGUCAUCGCAAAGGAUUCUAUUCCCAGUCAAGCCUGAAUUUUUUCAGUUUUUUGGACCGCUUAGGUUGUUCAUUCAACUGCGAUAGUCAUAUUGAAAUUCAUAUAUUUAGUUACACUUCCCUUCAUUGCAGCUCAGGUGUACAUUUUUCCUUUGCAGGAGCAAGUGCUUGCGUUCAGUUGAAUAAGUUUAACGAAGCCAUCACGUGGUGUGAUAAAGGAUUAGCAGUAUCCUUUACUAGAGAAAGCUAAUAUUGAAAUUUCCAAUUAGAGAUAAAGUUAUUUUCCCUACAAACAUUCUUCAUUAUUUUUUCCCUAAACUUUAGAAGUGUCUCUUAUGUAGAACCACAUGCAAGUCUAAAAAUAUUGAUCGUUUGCCUGUGAGUACAGAAGUUCUCUCUUUGUGGUGUGAGGCCGGCUCAAGCAAGAGAAUGUACGGUAUACUCCUUUUCAAAUCAACAUUUAUAAUUGAUCAUUAGUAGGUCUUUGCUUUUCGUGUCAGUAAGUGCUUAUGACAAUUUAUUUCAAAGUAUAGUAGCUUUGUAGUUUGCCAGCAUAUUUAAUGUGAAUUAUUGAAAAAAUUUAACUAAUACUGAGAUCGACCCGAAUAACGACCGGUUGUUGGAAUUAAGAAACAGAGCUGAGAGAGAUCAGAAGAAUAUGGAAGAUAAUCAAGAAGAAGAGGUAAGGAUUUAACUACGCAAGGUCUCCCUUCUUUAUGCGCUUCGUUGGAGGGAUUAAGGGGGGUUUUCUAAGAGACCCCCCCCGCCCCACCUCCUGUGCAAAGGAUUGCAGGAAGAGGUACUUUUUAGUCAGGACAUUUUAUGGCCAAAAAAAGGUCAACCUGUUACUAAUUACAAUAGCAGUGUUUUAAAACGGAUACGGGUUUAGGAAAAUGUUUUCUAUAACAUAUCAACUUAACUGCAAUGACGUACGCUCAACAGAAUACCUACAUUACGUGUGGUUUUUUGUCCGUGGAUAUAAUGAUUUCCUGCUUCGUUUUGACGGGUAGGUCCAGCUCCAGGUGUUAUUUGGAGAAUACGAUGACUUGCAGCAAUGCUUAAAAAAUAGAGAUCUUCCGAAGCCAGUUUGCAAAAUCAACUAAAAUGUCAUUUUUUUCUUUCAACUAACUCCGCAAUUGCUAAUUUCUGGUGCGAAUUUAAAGCCUGUGUACCACGCUACAAGAGCUGAGAUCUGCCAAAGACAUCACCAUCUGGUCAAAUAAACGGAGCAGGGUGAUUGGUGGAACAUUCUGUCGAGAAAAUUCGCAAGAAAAUGAAGCUGCGCUAUGAUUGGUUGAAUCUUGGGAAAGGAAUGUACGUCGGUUUGAAGCAGCCGCGUCGGGGCGGGGAGCAAAGGAGACUACAUAGCUCGCACAAGGUCUACAAAGAAAGACACUUUUAUCGUAUGAUAACCGGAAAGGUGCUUCGUCAAUGGCCAAAAAAAAAUUAAAAAUACACCUAAAUUACUAAAAGAAAGGAGAAAAAUACGAACAUAAAACACCUUAUAAGACACGUCAAAUCUUAAACAGAGGCCAGAAAGAAAUGCAAAAAACCCUACUCGAGGCCACCAAAAAACUUCUAAGAUAGACUGGUGUGGCGAAAAUUGGGGGUAAGUUAGCCAAUAAACUCAUUUAAGUCCGUCUCUUGCAGCUGCUCAGUGAAUAUUUGGCGGGAAAAAGUAAAAAUAAUUUGAAAAGACAUGGUAAACAAGGAUGUUGGAGCAUUUUCUUGGGCUACCCUUUAGUGAAAUCAAGUCAUAUGCCGCUACACUAAGUAAAAAGGCAUGAGCUCUUUCUUAAAUCCUAAGUACUUUCGCCAGAAUUAUCAUUGAAAGGAGAUCUGAAGUAUAAUUUUUGCUUGUAGUUAAAUUAUUACUUUGGAGGAAUGGGAAAUCCUUGAUCACUCAGGCCCGCCUUUCUUUGUAUAUAUAUAUAUUAUAUGAUUAUUCCCGGAAGAAACUUUUAAAAAUUGAAAAUCAAGCAACCGUCAUUUAACAUACGAUUCCAUAUAUUAUUUCUCAGAAAACUUGCACGAAACCGACACACACAGCUGGCGCCGACAUUAGCACCCGUAAUAGAAUUGACAACUUAGAGGACAGAUUGGGAGACGGAAAAGCACAUGGCAACUCUGAAAGAGCUCAUGAUAGUUCACGCUUAGACUACCUUAAACGGCGAAUAGAAAUUUUGAAAGAAGAUAUUUGUAACAGAUCGCCAGAAGAAAGAGAGAAGGCCAUCUAUCAGAAUAUUCCAGAUUAUGAAAAAGCCCUAGAAGGACUGGCGUAUUGCAGUCUUGGCGACACCCAUCAAAGUCUGGGAGAUUUCAAGAUAGCUAUAGACUACCACGAAUGUCACCUGAAAAUUGCAAAAGAACUGGGAGACAAGAUGGGAGAAGGAGUGGCGUAUAGCCAUCUCGGCAUUGCCCAUCUUUGCCUGGGAGAUUUUAAGACAGCGGUAUACUUCCAUGAACGUCACUUGAAAAUUGCAAAAGAACUGGGUGACAGAACGCAAGAAGGAAAUGCUUACGGCAAUCUAGGCAACGCUCAUCGCAGGCUGUGCGAUUUUAAAACAGCCAUAGACUACCAUGAACGUCACUUGAAAAUUUCUAAAGAACUGGGUGACAUAUCUGGAGAAGGUAGAGCGUUUGGCAAUCUUGGCAACGCCCACCGCUGUUUGGGAGAUUUUAAAACAGCUAUAGACUACCAUGAACGCAACCUGAAGAUCGCGAAAGAUUUGGGCUACCGAUCAGAAGAAGGAGUGGUGUAUGGCAAUCUUGGCGUCGACUAUCAAAUGUUAGGAGAUUUUAGAACAGCCAUAAACUAUCUUAACUGUCGCCUGAAAAUUGCGAAAGAAGUGGGUGACAGAUCGGGAGAAGGAAAAGCGUAUUGUAAUCUUGGCUGCGCCCAUUCAAGACUGGAAGAGUUUGAAACAGCUAUACCCUACUUUGCGCAUUACCUAAAAAUUGUGAAAGAACUGGGUGAAAAAUCGGGAGAAGGUUCGGCUUAUGGCAAUCUUGGCUGCACCCAUUGCAUUCUGGGAGAUUUUAAAACAGCCAUAGACUAUCAUAAAAGGCAACUGAAAAUUUCAAAAGAAUUGGGUGAAAGAGAGGAAGAAGCAAAGGCGUAUUGUGGUCUUGGCAACGCCUAUUGCGAACUCAGAGAUCUUGAAACAGCCAUAUCCUACCAUGAAAGUCAACUGAAAAUUUCAAAAGAACUGGGAGAUACUUUGGGAGAGGGAAUAGCGUGUUCGAAUCUUGGUGGUGACUUUGAAUAUAAAGGCCAAGUUUCACAGGCUAUCGGAUACUAUCAACGCAGUAUCACCUUGUUGAAUAAAGUCAGAGAUCGUCUUCAGUUGAACGACGACUGGAAAAUUAGCUUACGCGAUCAAUACCAGACAACAUACGCUGCACUUUGGCGUCUGUUUUUGGCCGAUAACAAAGUUACAGAGGCUUUGUUUUCUGCAGAGCAAGGACGGGCACAAGGUCUAAAAGACCUUAUGGCAUUCAGUUAUGGUUUGCAAGUGAAUGAUCCUGAAUCAGGUCCAGAAAACAGUACGUUUCAAGAACUAUCCAGUCGCAUUCCUCUGAACACAAUAUUUAUGGCGUUUGGAAAGGGCGAAUUAGUUUUCUGGGUUUGUCAGCAAGGUAAAGAGGUUCAAAUAAGAAGACGGCAAAUCAGUUCGCAGGAUGAAGUCAGCGCUUUCUUUGCGUCUCUUGUAAACAUAAUGGGUCAGAAAAUUGGUGCGCGAGAUUUCGUGGAAUGCGAAGAUCGCUCGCUCAAAUUGGUGAGUGAUGCAAGACUGGCUGCUAAAAGUUCGAUUCGUGAUGGUAGGAAAAGCCAUCACAUACACCUUCAAAAAGAUGCUUUGAGUACAUUGUAUGACAUUAUCAUUGAACCUAUUCAAAAUCUCUUAGUUGUGGGAAGUGAACUGAUAUUUGUCCCGGAAGGUCCGCUUUUCUUGGCUCCUUUUGCUGCAUUCAAGGGUCCAAAUUCCAAACACCUCUGUGAGUCAUUCAGAAUUCGCCUGAUUCCAUCUCUCACCAGCUUGAAAAUGAUUGUCGAUUGUCCGGUAAAUCACCACUGUCAGUCUGGCGUGCUUCUUGUUGGUGACCCGUGGGUGCAAGAAGUAGCAGAGUUAGAGCAGUUGCCAUUUGCCAAAGAGGAAGUAGAGAUGAUUGGUGAAAUGCUUGGCUGUACGCCUCUUAUUGGAAGACAAGCCACAAAGGAUGCGGUAUUAAGACGACUCGGUUCGGUUGCUUUGGUUCACAUCGCUGCACAUGGCAGCAUGGAAACAGGCGAAAUUGCCUUGGCGCCAGAUGAUGCUAAGAUGGAUUUCAUUUUGACAAUGAGAGAUGUACUGCGUGUCAAAAUGCGAGCGAGACUGGUUGUACUCAGCUGUUGUCAUAGUGCUCAAGGAGAGAUCAAAGCAGAAGGUGUAGUUGGCAUAGCACGAGCAUUUUUAGGUGCUGGUGCUCGUUCUGUUCUGGUGUCGUUAUGGGCGAUUGACGACAAGGCCACUCUUGAGUUUAUGAAAAAUUUCUAUCAACUUCUUGUGAAAGGAAAAAGUGCCAGUGAAGCCUUAAACCAAACAAUGAACUGCAUGAGAGAAUCUGAGGAAUUUGGUGUAGUCAAGUACUGGGCACCGUUUGUGCUCAUUGGUGAUGACGUCACAUUAGAAUUGUCAGGAUACGAAUAA
Messenger RNA from Porites evermanni, 7247 nucleotides. The record is from the annotation of a GenBank genome assembly. NCBI's taxonomy places the organism in Eukaryota, Metazoa, Cnidaria, Anthozoa, Scleractinia, Poritidae.